AUGCUGGGGGUCGAGGCCCGCCAGUCUUCGUACGUCCGGGCGGGGCUUGGGGAGGCGCCGUUUCCCAAUGCUUUCGAUACCCCGCUCGACUUUAAUGAGGUCCACACACUUGCUCUGCCUUUCAUCAAGAACUUCAACAGCGGCCCGGUGAAAUUGCCUUUUACGGCUUUCCCCACUUUGACGCCGCAGUGCACGCCGUAUUACUAUGAGGCUGGUCUAUCCUCUGUCACCUUUUCCGGUGCAUUCAGCAAUGCGGAGCAGCUUGGAGUCACCCAAGACACGACCGUCUACGCCGUCUUCAUCUCCGGCCUCCUAAAGCUGCCCGUCCCCGUACGGAUAGCGAAUAAUGACAGCGACUAUGUGGUCGAUGAAAUCCCAGUUGGCGUCUCAGGCCAGGUAUAUGUCGUGUUAUCAGAUUCCUGCGUCGAUCCCUCGGACGAGAACAUUGUUGCAGGCCCCGCCAUCCUGGAGGCGAGUGUUGUCUCCGUGCACUAA
Molecule: messenger RNA, 495 nt
Organism: Letharia columbiana
Lineage: Eukaryota; Fungi; Ascomycota; Lecanoromycetes; Lecanorales; Parmeliaceae
Exons: 4
Coding region: 1-495 (164 amino acids)
Source: RefSeq, a predicted model, not a curated record